Messenger RNA from Linum tenue, 1797 nucleotides. The record is from the annotation of a GenBank genome assembly. Lineage: Eukaryota; Viridiplantae; Streptophyta; Magnoliopsida; Malpighiales; Linaceae.
AUGGAUGCCGACCAGCGGCGGAAGCGGAAGAGAGCCAACCACGGCGGAACCACCAGCGCCUUGAAGCUCAUCCUCUCGUUCAGGUCGCUCACUCUCGGCAUAAUACUGUUCCUCUUCACUCUCUUCUACUUCUCUGGCUCAGAUCGGUCUCCCUUCCGGCCGGUCCUCCGGGCCUCGGGUUUUACCCGGGUCCUCCCCGUCCUCCUCACCCAGGACUACUUCGGCGGCGGCGGCAAGUCGCUUCCUCUGGUCAUCGAGAGCCGGGUUCUUCUCCCCGACCACCUCCUGCUCGUUCUCUCCAACCGCGUCCGCCGAGGGGAGAGCUUGGAGUGCGUCUACUACCACCAGCUCGGCGACGCCGACCUGCUCGACGAGAUGCUCGUGAAACUGGCGAUUUCGGCGGACGAUUACCAGGAGAGCAAGUCGAUUGUGAGGUGCGAGCUCCCGCCUGUGAACUACUCCGCCGCCGUGGAUUUGCGCCGCCCCGGCGGCGAGGUUGUGGAAGGGAACUGGAUGGCUUCUUCGAGGAGGGCGGCGAAUCAGACGGCGGUCCCCGAAUGGGGAAAAGUGGUCUACGAGGCGAUUCUCGAUUGGAACACUGUGGUGGUGUUGGCGAAAGGGCUGAAUCUGAAGCCGCGGAGGGAAGUCGAUCCGGCCGAAUUCAGGUGCCAUUUCUCGCUGAGCAACAAUUUGAGCAGAGAGGAGAGCUUCGUCUUCACCACCGAAGCCACCGCCGCGGCUCAGGAAGUGGUCCGCUGCUUGCUGCCCAGAAGCAUCCGGAAAAACAACACCGCGCUGGCCGAAGGAAUCCGCGUCACCGUCAGCCGCGUCGAAGACUCCUCCGCCUCGCAAGCUCUGCCAUCGGUGGCGAAAGUGUACAACCCGAAAUCCCACGGGAUGAGAGGGGAAGGGGAAGGGAAGUACGAGCUCUGCGCCUGCACGAUGCUGUGGAACCAGGCGUCGGUUUUGAAGGAAUGGGUGAUGUACCACUCGUGGCUGGGAGUGGAGCGGUGGUUCAUCUACGACAACAACAGCGACGACGGGCUACAAGACGUCGCCGACGAGCUCAACACGCGGAAUCACAAUGUCUCCAGGCACGUCUGGCCGUGGAUCAAAGCGCAGGAGGCAGGGUUCUCGCAUUGUGCUCUGAGAGCAAAGUACGAGUGCAAGUGGGUUGGGUUCUUCGACGUCGACGAGUUCUUCUACUUCCCUCGCUACAGUGGCCAAACCCCCUUGCCGGGACAGAACUCGCUCCGCGCCAUGGUCUCGAACUACACCGAUUCGCCCACGAUCGCGGAGGUGAGGACAAUGUGCCACAGCUUCGGGCCAUCGGGGCUGACAGAACCGCCGAAGCAAGGUGUGACGGUAGGUUACACUUGCAGGCUGCAGGCUCCUGAAAGGCACAAGUCCUUUGUCCGACCGGACCUUCUCGACAUGACGCUGCUGAACAUUGUGCAUCACUUCAAGCUGAGGGAAGGGUACAAGUCGACGAACGUGGCGGAGGGGACGGCGGUGAUCAACCACUACAAGUACCAGGUUUGGGACACUUUCAAGGCCAAGUUUUUCAGGAGGGUUUCGACCUAUGUGACGAAUUGGCAGGACGAUCACAACAAAGGGUCCAAGGACAGGGCGCCCGGGCUGGGGACGGAGGCCGUCGAGCCGCCGGAUUGGCGGCUGAGGUUCUGUGAGGUUUGGGACACCGGUCUCAAGGACUUUGUGCUGGGUUCUUUCGCUGAUGUGGCCACUGGGUUGCUGCCCUGGGAGAGGAGCUCGAGCUCUUCUGCUCGUCGUCGAUGA